AUGGCUUUCGCCAAAAGCGGCACUGUGGCUGAACGUGCUCUUUGGGAGAGCGUAGAGGUCUCGUGUACCUGCAGAAGGUUCUUAGGCGACCUACCUAUGCCUAACAACAAAUACAUCUGCAAGGAACACCUCGAGAAGAACUGGAACCGAUUGCAGGCUGCAAGGGAUGCUACGAACGCUUGGCUUACUGGUUUGGAGCGAAGAGGCGGCAAAAUGGCUGUGGCGCGCGCUGCGACUGUCACCAUGCGUACCAACAAUGGGGAACAACGUGCAUGUCCUUGUGGUAGAGAAGUGAACCAUGCGCCGCCUUAUGUUGCAGAGUUUGCAAUGUGUAUGGCUUGUCUUGGCGUUCGGACGCUGAAUCCAGGCAAUCCUGUUUCGGUGCAGGUUCCUUUUGCUACUCAACUACAGUUUGAGACUGCGUGGAAGAAAUUUCUGAAGUGGAAGAAGAUCAGAACUCAUGGUACACGUUUGUAG
Fulvia fulva is the source of this 477-nucleotide messenger RNA. RefSeq lists its product as uncharacterized. The transcript is spliced from 3 exons. The record is from RefSeq and is a predicted model, not a curated record. Bases 1 to 477 code for a protein of 158 amino acids. Lineage: Eukaryota; Fungi; Ascomycota; Dothideomycetes; Mycosphaerellales; Mycosphaerellaceae.